AAAUAAUUCAUAAUGGAAUUUGCCUUCCUAGCCUGGUUAUAUGAUAAAAGAGUCAUGCUUGGCUUACCAUAUCUGUACAAAGGAGUCAUCAAAUAUUGAUUGCUCAUCCCGAUCUGGUCCAAUAUUGUCAUGCUCAUUCUCUCCCAAUUUGCAGGAGGAUCGGGCAACCAAUGAUGCGAAAGAGCAAAUAAUGAUGGAUGAGAUAGACUUCCAUACCAAAUUCUCUUACUUAUUAACGUCAUUGUAGCUAUUACUUUGAUGGUUUCAGCUCAAUUAAAAUCUCUCAGAAAAGAAAGGAAACUUCUAAUCGAACAAAAGAUGAACGCUUCUACAGCAAGGGAAUAUUUCAAGACAUAUGAUUUCUAUUGGACGAGGAUACUAUAUACAAAUUCCUUUCUCACAAUUUGUCUAAUCAUGACCUCCUUGGCAUUUACAAUCUAUGGUACUAUCUUCAUCAGUCGUUACCACAACGGUCGUAUAAGCCCUGAUUGCCAUGACUCAACUCGUGUUAGGUUAAUCUACUGGCAUUCCUGGGUAUACAUAAUCUCCUACAGCUACGUAAUCCUACUCUACACUGCUUGCGUCAUCUUCAAAACAAUCGUCUCUAUUUUCAGGCUGAAAUUCCCCUUAUUCACGAAGAAAUGCUGCCGAAGAGGGACCGAUGCUGAAGUGGAAAGAUACAUUAAUGAUUUCUGGACUCAGCAUAAACGUUAA
Moneuplotes crassus is the source of this 714-nucleotide messenger RNA. NCBI's taxonomy places the organism in Eukaryota, Ciliophora, Spirotrichea, Euplotida, Euplotidae. The record is from the annotation of a GenBank genome assembly.